Drosophila persimilis is the source of this 1605-nucleotide messenger RNA. Its product is annotated as protein FAM76A. NCBI's taxonomy places the organism in Eukaryota, Metazoa, Arthropoda, Insecta, Diptera, Drosophilidae. The record is from RefSeq and is a predicted model, not a curated record. The transcript is spliced from 6 exons. Bases 16 to 1191 code for a protein of 391 amino acids.
GCAAAUAUCAUAACCAUGAGUGCAAAAGUAUUAUUCGCUUGCUCCAAAUGUUUCUCGCGUCAUCCAUAUGAAGAAUUAUCCUCGGGACAGCAACUUUGCAAGGGCUGCCGUGGUUCUACCUCAAUUGUUAAAUGUACUUACUGCCGCUCGGAGUUUCAACCCGCCACCAAAUCACAGAGUGCCUGUAAAAAAUGCGAACACUAUCUGGGAAAAUACGGUAAGCCCAGUCCGUGCGAGUGCUGCAAGAUUGUGGCUGCCUUCGCGGGGUCCAAGUGCAUGAGAUGCGCCAGCUACGAGGCAAAGUAUGGACCACCAGUCCACUGCGACGAAUGCAAGCUGCGAUCAGCCUUUGACAGGCGCGACGAGAACAAAAAGGUCAAUGGAAAACUCCUCUGCUGGCUGUGUACCUGCGCCUACAAGCGUGCUGUGCUGAAAGCCCAGCAGGAGGGCCGAAUACCCAUGUCCAAGAAGCGGCCGCAUGAAAAGUCUUCUUCCUCGCACAGAGACAGCGCCUCGGCAAAGAAGCCAUCGCGCAACGAGCUCGGCAAGAGUGGCGGCAGCAACAAUGCCGGCGGCGUUACGGCGGUGAGCGGAGCCGGAUUGGAUCUUCCGGACAAGAUAUCACGCGGUAACAGCGGCAACGGCACAAUUGCAGCCCCGGCUGCCAUCACUGUGGACACUAAUUCGUCCGAUCAUGUGGUGGCCAUCACAUACCUAAAGGAGCGCAUCGCCAGCCUGGAGAAGCGUCUCAAUCAAAAAGACAAAGAACUGCUGGAGAAGGAUAAGCAAUUGACCGAGCUGAAAGGCAAGAACUUCGAAAAGGAAAAUGACAUGCGCAACAGGCUGAAGGAGGUCGAGCGUCUGCACGACAUGAAGGUUGAUAACUUGAACCGCAAAAUUUCCAGUCUGAUCAAGGACCUGGCCAUCUUGAAAAGGAGCUGCAAAAAGGGGCCCAGCGGGUCCAGCAAGGCAGAAAGGGAAGCUAUCAAGCGAGAGAAUCUGUCGCCCAAAGAGGAAAUUAUCACGGCUGCACCAGAGAAACAACAGACCAAGACAUCCGAGCCCGCCGACCUGGACAAGGACGAGAAGAGUUGCGACCGUGAGGAAGAGCGCAGCGAGCAGGAGGAUCGCGCCAGUGUUCGAUCGCGCUCCGCCUCAGGCUCCAGCAGCCCCAGUCCGUCAUCAAACUGAGAGAGCGCCCUAUUCUCCACCCAGACCAGUGUGCAACAUUUCAAUCCCCACGACACACACGCACACACACACACCCAUACGCAUGGUUGUAGGAUUUGCUGCACUGCUCUUUUAGUUUUUUUUCUAUUAAAGUUUAUAUUUUUGUACUUUGCUUUAAUUGUAAUAUAGUUUUAUCAGAUGUUUUACAAACACUUUUAUGUCGCUCAUCCCAAUCCCCACAGCGCAGAAGACGCGAAUGUUUCACCUGUUUCUGUCCACUGCUUUCCCCAAAAUUGUCAUCAUAGAAAAUGUAAUAUUAUAGGCUCCACUUAACGAAUUCUACUUUAGUUUAAUUCACGAUGGAAUGACGCAAAGCAAAUCGAAAGCAUUGUAUACAUUUUAAGAAAUAUACAAGUUGGGAACGAUAUAUAUAUA